This is a messenger RNA of Capronia coronata CBS 617.96, 1218 nucleotides long. RefSeq names its product 18S rRNA biogenesis protein RCL1. NCBI's taxonomy places the organism in Eukaryota, Fungi, Ascomycota, Eurotiomycetes, Chaetothyriales, Herpotrichiellaceae. The record is from RefSeq and is a predicted model, not a curated record. The coding region runs from base 1 to 1218 and encodes 405 amino acids. Gene Ontology annotation, biological process: endonucleolytic cleavage of tricistronic rRNA transcript (SSU-rRNA, 5.8S rRNA, LSU-rRNA); ribosome biogenesis. Gene Ontology annotation, cellular component: nucleolus. Gene Ontology annotation, molecular function: RNA endonuclease activity. The transcript has a single exon.
AUGUCGACGUCUCAGCCUGCCGUGCGCUUGAGCUCGCACAAGUCUCUCACCUCCCGCCUCGUUCUCGCAACCCUCCUCGGCCGCACCGUACGCAUCGACCAAAUCCGCCCAAAUUCUCCGACGAACCCUGGCCUGGCGCCUCAUGAAAUCUCCUUCCUAAGGCUUCUCGAAGCCGUCACCAACGGAUCCCAUCUCGAAAUCUCAUAUACCGGCACGGUUCUGCUCUACAAACCCGGCUUGAUCACCGGAUCAGCGCCGGGCAGCGGCGCCUCCAGCUCGGGGGUGCUACGGCAUGAAAUCCCAGCGAACAACACCCGGGGUCUCAGCUACUUUCUUCUACCGCUAUGUCUGCUCGCACCGUUCAGCAAGGCAAAGUUCAACAUUGUGUUCACUGGACCCGGGGUGAUCACCAGCUCGACGGAGAAAUGGGGUGACAUGAGCGUGGACAGUGUACGCACGGCAAUACUUCCACUCUACGCCAAGUUUGGGAUCGAAAGAGACAUUGAACUUCGAAUACUCACGAGGUCGAACCCGGGGCCGCGGGGGGUGGGUGGUGCAGGAGAAGUCCAGCUGGUCUUUGGCCACCAGGUCAGAUUGCCCAAGACACUACAUCUGUUGAAUCCAGGACGGGUGAAGAAGAUUCGAGGUGUGGCAUAUUCGACUGGCGUGAGCGGGAGUAACAAUGCGAGAAUGAUCGAGGCGGCGCGCGGAGUCCUGAACCAGUUCGUCGGAGAUAUCUACAUCUUCUCUGAUAUGAGCAGUGCCAGCCUUGUGCCGGCACCUGAAAAGAGUAACCCUAACGCGAAGAAGAAGGUCGGUCUUGGCUUCGGACUGUCUCUGGUCGCAGAGAGCUCGACGGGCUGUCUCUAUUCGGCAGAUGCUGCCAGUCCUCCCGAGGGCGGCCAGCCGGCGGAGGACAUCGGGCGAAAAUGCGCGUUUCAGCUUCUCGAGAGCGUGGAGAGAGGCGGAUGUGUCAGUCUUGAGGCCGCGCCCACUGUGAUCACACUGAUGGCGAUGGGAUCUGAAGAUGUCGGCCGAGUCCAGUUAGGGCGGGACGUGUUGGCUUCCGAGCAUGUCAUCCAGCUGGCGAGAGAUCUCAAUGCGUUUGGCACUGCGGGUUGGGGUAUCAGAGAUGCUGCUGGGGAAAAGGGCGAAGGCCAGCUCGUGCUCAGCAUUGUUGGGAGAGGAGUGGGCAAUAUUGGCCGGAAGGUUGGAUGA